GCAUUACCCUCAAGUGCCAAAUUACUAAAGGAACGGUCACAAGAAGUCAAACAGCAAUUGCAGCAACAGCAAAAUAAACGUCAAUUACCACAACCUGGAACAAAGAAGAAUGCCACAAUGAGUGUCGAUGUGAUUAAGGAUAUGAGUUUAGAUAAUAACGAUUGUAAUAAAACCUUUGAAAAUUCCAAUUCCACACAACCCGAUGAUAAACAGAUCAACUAUAAAAUGGAUGAACUUGAAAAGAAAGUCAAAAAUGAAGUUCUCAAAACUGAGGACAUUGAGAAAAAACUGAGAGAAGCUGAGCUAAGGGAAGAAGCUUUAAUAAAACGUAUCACAGAAAAAGACAAAACUGUAGCGAAAAUGACUGGGGUAAUUGAAGCAUAUGAAAAAGCCAUAGCUGAAUUAAUUGCCGAAAAGGAACAGUUAAUACAGAAUUAUGAAAAGCAAUUGGCCGAAGUAAAGGCUGAUCGUGAUUCAAAUUAUCAUCAUUUAACAUCACUGGAAACAACAUUUUCCGAUUUGCAUGUAAAAUAUGAAAAGAGCAAAGAAAUGACCUGCCAAUUAAAAGGAAACGAAGAAAACUUAAUAGCAGAAAAUCGUAAAAAUGCUGAAAAUCUGCGAUUACAGGAGCAACGAUAUGAUAAAAUGAAAAACCAUGCAAUGCAACAAUUGGAAAUAGCCAAUAAAAAACUAGAAGCUCUGGCACGAGAGCACCAAUUGGAGACAACAAAACUGAAAGCCUUACUUAAAAAAGAAGAAAUUGCGCGAUCGUCUAUGAGCGAGCAACUCGCCCAAAAAGCUAAAGAAAAUGCAGAGCUUGUUAAGAUAUGUGAUGAAUUAAUAUCGGGCCAAGGAAGUUAAAGAGAAUUACGAGGACUGGAUUUCAAUUUCUAAACAAUUGAAAUCUUUUCCGCAAUGAGAGAUGAUAUUUUUUACAUAAUUAUAAUAUAA
This is a messenger RNA of Musca vetustissima, 951 nucleotides long. Its product is annotated as transforming acidic coiled-coil-containing protein 1-like. Gene Ontology annotation, biological process: cerebral cortex development; cell population proliferation; mitotic spindle organization. NCBI's taxonomy places the organism in Eukaryota, Metazoa, Arthropoda, Insecta, Diptera, Muscidae. The transcript has 7 exons. Gene Ontology annotation, cellular component: cytoplasm. The coding region runs from base 118 to 861 and encodes 247 amino acids. The record is from RefSeq and is a predicted model, not a curated record.